AUGAGACUUUUCAACAGUAGUGACUUCCAAACUUUGUUGCUUUCUGGUUUCCCUGGCUUGGAGGUUUAUCAUCCUCAGAUCUCCAUCCUCUUCUCUGCCUUAUACCUAAUUGCCAUUAUAGGCAACAGCAUCAUACUGAUAGUGAUCUGGGUGGAACAAUCACUGCACGAACCCAUGUACAUCUUUCUUUCCAUGCUGGCCAUCAGUGACUUGGGCCUCUGUGCCACCACCCUACCUACGAUGGUAAAGAUUUUCUGGUUCAAUGAUCGUGCAAUACACUUUGAUGCAUGUCUUGUCCAGAUGUACUUUAUACACAUUUUCUCCAUGAUGGAGUCCGGUAUCCUACUCUCUAUGGCUUUUGACCGCUAUGUAGCCAUUUCCAAUCCUCUCAGAUACAGUAGCAUCCUGAACAAUGCUAACAUUGUGAAAAUUUCUCUAGGGUUUGUGUUAAGGGCAGUCAUUGUCCUCAUCCCAGCCCCUGUCCUCAUUAAGCAACUAAAAUUUUGUGAGGCCAAUGUGCUUUCCCAUUCCUACUGUCUACACCCAGAUAUCAUUAAACUCUCCUGCUCUGACCACCAUAUUAAUAGCUUCUUAGGUCUUGUUGUCAUUAUCAUUACAUUUGGAGUUGACUCUGUGCUCAUCCUGCUAUCCUAUAUGAAAAUUCUGACCACAGUGCUAGGUAUUGCCUCCCAGAAGGAAUGA
This is a messenger RNA of Orycteropus afer afer, 702 nucleotides long. Its product is annotated as olfactory receptor 51I2-like. Gene Ontology annotation, cellular component: membrane. The record is from RefSeq and is a predicted model, not a curated record. NCBI's taxonomy places the organism in Eukaryota, Metazoa, Chordata, Mammalia, Tubulidentata, Orycteropodidae. Gene Ontology annotation, molecular function: G protein-coupled receptor activity; olfactory receptor activity. Gene Ontology annotation, biological process: G protein-coupled receptor signaling pathway.